GUCAUGAUAUCAUCUAGUGCGACAACCAAGGGGAAAACAACGGCUGAAACACCCCUUACGACUACAGAUAUCUCUACAGCUUUUACUACAGGACUACAAUCUACCAUUGUAGCUUCAACUAGUGAGACUACGAAGGAGACUACCGAGCAAUCCACCAUUAAAACAACACCUCCUCCAACUACCGAUAAGUCUACAGAAUCACCAACAGCAGCUUUUACAACGGAACCGAAAUCUACUAUCAUAACAUCUAUUGCAACUACACCUCCUUCAACUACCGAUAUAUCCACAGAAUCGCCAACCGCUGGCUCUACUACUGAAGCACUCUCUACCUUCAAAACAACAACUAGUGUAACCACAAAGGAGGCAUCAGAGCCACUAACAACAGAACGAAGCACUGCGCUGUUGUCCACCAUCGAGACAACAACCCCUAUAUCUACAGAUAUCACUACAGCUUUUACCACAGAACCACCAUCUACUGUCAUAACAACUAGUGGGACAGCAAAUGGGACAACAGAGACACUUAGAACAGAGCAAACAACAGAACAAUUGUCCACCAUUGCGACGACGCCUCCAACAACUCCGGAAAUGUCUACAGAGACAACAUCUACAGAAUUGACUACAAAACCUAAAUCUACAAUAGCAACAAUCUCCAGUGCGACCACGAUGGAGACAACAGAACCGCUCACAUCCGCACAAACCACAGAAAUAUUGUCCACUGUUGACACAUCUACAGCAACAAUAAAUAUGUCAACAGAACUACCAUCCACAGCUUUUACUACAGAACCACAAUCUACUAUCAUAACAACAUCCAGUACGAGUACGACUGCGAAGGAGACAACUGAGCCACCAACAACUUUCACUACAGUACCUCACUCAACCGUUACUACGAAAGGGACAACACAACAAUCCACAGAACUAUUGUCAACCAUUGAGACAACGCCUCCGACAACUUCAGAUAUCUCUACAGAAUCCCCUUCUACAGGUUUUACAACAAACCCGAAGUCGACUAUCAUAACAACGUCUGGUGUAACUACAAAGCCAGUUACUACAGAGAAAACCACAAUGCCACUGUCUUCUGUAGAUACAACGCCUCCGACAACUUCAGAUUUGUCUACAGAUUCAAUGUCUACAGGUUUUACAACGGUCUUGCCGUCUACAACGUCUGAUGGAACUACAAGAGGGACAACGGAGUCCCUUACUACAGAGUAUGUCUACGGAAUUGCUAACAACACCUUUUACUACAAAACCACCGUCUACGAUUAUCACAACAUCUGUCGUGACUACUCAGGGAACGACAGAGUCACUGACAACGUCACAAACCACAGACAUAAUUUCCACAGUCGCUACAACGCCUCCACCAACUACGGUUAUAUCUACAGAAUCGCCAACUACAGAUUUUACAACAAAACCUCAGUCUACCGACAUAACGACGACAACGCGGACAACAACAAUACAAACCACCACUCCAUCGUCUACUCAAGAAACAACGCCUCCUGCAACUACGGAUUUAUUUACAGAAUUACCAACCACAGCUUUUACUACAAAACCAGGAUCUACGAUCAAAACAUCUGGUGCGACGACGGAGUUACAACCAUCGACCGUACAAACCACAAUCUUGCCAUCUACCGUAGAAACAACGCCUCCUUCUACUACAGCUAUGUCUACAGAAUUAUCAUCCACUGCAAUUACUACAGAACCACAGUCCACUAUCAUAACAUCUGGUGCAACUACGGAGGGAACAACACGGUCACUGACAACAAUAGCACAAACCACUGUUCCGUUGUCCACUGUGGAAACAACGCCUCCCGCUACCACAGAUAUGUCUACAGAGUCACCAACCACGGGCCUAACUACAGAACCACAGAUACAGGACCACAAUCUACCAUUAUAGCAACAUCAAGUGCGACUACUAAACAAACUACAGAACUAUUGUCCACUGUUGAGACAACCACAGAUAUAUCUACGCAAUCACCUACAACAGCUUUUAGCACAGAACCACAGUCUACUAUCAUAACAUCUGAUGCGACUACGAAGGGGACAACAGAGUCGCUAACCACGCAGCAAACCACGGAAGCAGUCUCCACCACCGAGACAGCGUCCCUUGCAACAACAGAAUCACCAACCUCCGGAUUUUCUACAGAAGCACAAUCAACUGUCAUAACAACAACUAGUGCGACUACAAAGGGGACAACAGAAAUGUCGACCGCGGUAACAACGCCUCCUGCAACUACAUUUCUGUCAACAGAGUCGCCAACUACAGAACCACUAUCAACAGAGAACUACGAUAAGAUCUACAGAAUCACCAACUACAGCCCUUACCACAGAAGCGCAAUCUACCAUAGCAACAACUUCUGGUGUAACCACGAUGGGGACAACGGAGUCGCUAACAACAGCACAAACCACAACCGCAUCGUCUACCCAAGAGACAACACCUCCUGGAACUACAGUUAUAUCUACAGAAGCACCAACAGGCUUCACUACAGAACCACAGUCUACUAUCAUAACAUCAUUUACUGGGACUACGAUGGCGACAACCGGUUUGGAAACUACAGAAGUAUCGUCUAG
This is a messenger RNA of Branchiostoma floridae (Florida lancelet), 2565 nucleotides long. Its product is annotated as mucin-3A-like. The record is from RefSeq and is a predicted model, not a curated record. The coding region runs from base 4 to 2565 and encodes 853 amino acids. The transcript has 5 exons. Lineage: Eukaryota; Metazoa; Chordata; Leptocardii; Amphioxiformes; Branchiostomatidae.